Oryctolagus cuniculus (rabbit) is the source of this 441-nucleotide messenger RNA. The record is from RefSeq and is a predicted model, not a curated record. NCBI's taxonomy places the organism in Eukaryota, Metazoa, Chordata, Mammalia, Lagomorpha, Leporidae.
AUGUCCUCUCCAAAGGUCUGGGUCACUUUUCUUACCCUGGCGUGCCUCCAGUGCAGGAUGCUUGCACACAGCAGUGACAUGUCCAAGAGCCAAUUCAUGAAAGAACACUUCCUCAGUACGAACUGGAACUUCGACACGUACAAGUGUGAUGCUGUCAUGGUAGGAAGACGAAUUCUGAAAGACCAGAGCUCUCAUGUGUUCGUCUAUAUCUCAUGGUACCAACUUGAACAUUUGUGUGUUCGUAACCAUUGGAAUGACCGCCACAGGAAUGCAUACGUGUGGACCCAGAGUCCCAUCAAAGUACUCACGUGUUACCGGGAGCAUUUCAAAAAUAGCUACACAGAGAGCAAGAGCUUCAACUAUGUUGAAUUCCAUUGUAACAUGAAUGGCUAUGUUAAUGCCAUAGAGGACAUGAAGAUGAUAGAAGUUAUCGACAACUAG